Molecule: messenger RNA, 543 nt
Organism: Phaedon cochleariae (mustard beetle)
Lineage: Eukaryota; Metazoa; Arthropoda; Insecta; Coleoptera; Chrysomelidae
Source: the annotation of a GenBank genome assembly
AUGAAUUUUUGGGAUGAAGAUAUCGAUUUACUUGUUGGAAAGAAGGCAACUGCGAAGCAAGGUAGAAGAUCAAACAAAAGUACUGCGGAGCUGGAAGGCAACGGAGACGUACCAAGAACUGCUGAAGAAAAUCCCUUCGAAUCAAUGAAAACUAGGAAAACUAGUGUUUGGAGCGAUGAUCCUCCUAAAUCUUCUAGAUCUGGAACAGGAGCCAACAUCAUAGAACUUGAACGAUUUCAAAAUGAAAAAAUUAAAGAAUCUGAUGAUGACAUACCUGUUAUUCCCGAUAUUGAUGAUAUCCAAGAUGAUCCUUUGAACUUGCCGGAUGUUAAACCGAUGGUUUCAGUUGAUAAAUCUACCUACAAAGAGUUAGAUAACCAGUUUGAUACUUUUCAAAGUGAACAAGCCAGUUUUGGAAACCUUGGAGAUGUCGAUCUUUCUUUCUUGACUAACAAACUGUACCCUGAGAAGGAGGUUCAACCGUGCUCAGAAGUAUGGACUAUGGAGUCAUUAUUCAAUGACCUUUCUAGAUCUAAUUUGUGA